Molecule: messenger RNA, 7586 nt
Organism: Eriocheir sinensis (Chinese mitten crab)
Lineage: Eukaryota; Metazoa; Arthropoda; Malacostraca; Decapoda; Varunidae
Exons: 4
Coding region: 672-2243 (523 amino acids)
Source: RefSeq, a predicted model, not a curated record
UAAAUACGGAAGGAAGGCAACACUCUUGUAGUCAGGACGAUAUCCAUGAUAUUCUGUUUGGUUCUGAUGAAAGUGAAAAUGAACUAGAUGAAAUAGAACCGGAGUUGUUGUAUGACAGUGAUGAUGAUACAGAAUAUGUUGCUGACCUUACUGAACUUGAAAAAGAUUCAGAAUCCAGUGACUCUGAGGAAUAUGUUACAACAGUUACACGCAAACGCAAGCAGAAAAGGCCGCUAAGUAGACGGGCAAAGAGGUAUAGGCAUCCCCCUUCAACCUGCUCCUCUGCAUCCCACGCCACCCAUGCUGCUGACCCUACCACCUCUACUGCUGACCCCGCCACCUCUACUGCUGACCCUGCCACCUCUACUGCUGACCCUGCCACCUCUGCUGCUGACCCUGCCACCUCUGCUGCUGACCCUGCCACCUCUACUGCUGACCCUGCCACCUCUACUGCUGACCCUGCCACCUCUGCUGCUGACCCUGCCACCUCUACUGCUGACUCUGACGACCCUGACGACCCUGCUCCUAUAACCCCUGCUGCUUCUGUUGAUCCUGCUGCUGCUGUUGCUCCUGCUCCUGCUGCUGCUGCUGCUGCUCCUGCUGCUGCUGCUGCUCCUGCUACCCGCCGGAGACCAGGCCGCCGCCGCCAACGUCAAGAUGAUGAUGAGGACAUGCUUGUUACCUUCAACGAGGCAACAGUAAAAAGUAGGUCGGGCUAUGUGUGGCACACAAGACCUCAGGUCGCAGGAGCAAGUCGCACAGCAUUACGAAAUAUUGUGGGACCUUUUAGGCCCGGUCCCACACAAGCAGCUGCUCAGGCCACCACCCCAGAACAGUGUUUUCGAUUGUUUAUUACUAAUGAGAUUGUGAAUACAGUAGUGGAGUGGACCAACGUAAAAAUUGAUCAAGUAGCCAGGAAGUACAAGAACAAGACAGCUACUGUGCGGCCCACAACAGCAGCAGAGAUAUGUGCCCUUCUAGGUGUCCUUGUAUUUAGCGGGUACAUAAAAGAUAAUCACCUGAACACUAAGGAGUUGUGGUGCCCUGUGGCAGGGGCUCCUUUCUACAGGGCAGCAAUGUCUGAGGGACGUUUUUCCUUCCUGAUUUACUGCCUGCGGUUUGAUGACAUGGCCACACGGGAGGAGAGGCGGGUUGAUGACAACUUAGCCCCAAUCAGGAGUGUGUGGGACAUGUUCAUGGCUGCAUGUGAAAAACAUUAUACACCCCACGAGCACCUGACUGUUGAUGAGCAGUUGCUGGCUUUUAGGGGUAACUGCCCAUUUAGAAUGUAUAUCCCUAACAAACCAGCCAAAUACGGCAUAAAAAUCGUCAUGGCCAAUGAUGUGAAGAGUAAAUACCUGUUGAAAGGUAUUCCCUACCUGGGGAGACGCGGCGGUCAACCAAGAGAUGGGCUGCAACUCGGCCACAUCUUUACCAGAGACCUGACACGCCCCUACCACAACACGAACCGCAACGUCACCACAGAUAAUUGGUUCACGUCUGUGCCCCUCUCGCUGGAUAUGCUUCAUAACUGUGGGAUGACCUUGGUGGGGACACUGAGAGCUAAUAAAUCAGAAAUCCCUGAGGUCAUGAAGGAUAAGAACAGCCGCAGGAAUGGAACCUCAGCAUUCAUGUUCACCAAGGACAUGACACUUGUGUCACACAUCCCAUCCGCACAAAAAAGAAAUAAGAAGAAUGUCUUGCUGUUAUCCACAAUGCACACACAGCCAACAGUAAACAUUGAAAAUGGGAAGCCUGAAAUAAUCGACUUCUACAAUGGAACAAAAGGAGGCACGUUCGACCAGAUGUGUGCACAGUACAGUUGCAGCAGGAAAACUAAUAGGUGGCCAGUGUGCAUGUUCUAUGGCAUGAUCAAUGCAGCUGUAAUAAAUUCGUGGGUUAUUUUCAAGGCCAACAAUGACAGGGUAGGAGGCAAGAAAAUGAAACGAAGACAGUACAUGCACGAAAUGGCUUUGCAGCUCAUCAAACCGAAUGCUCAGCAAUGCCUCAACGCCCCGACGCAGCACAAAAAAGUCAAGGCCAUCAUCACACAAGUGUGCUCCAUCAACCCCUCUGGCAUGGUUGCAGGUGCAGGACCGUCGGCAGCAGAGAUGAGGGAGCCCAUGGUACGUUGCAAGAAGUGUGAGUCGAAGGCUGACAAGAAAACACGCUUCAGGUGUCACAGCUGCCGUCAACCUGUCUGCCAGAGCCACUACUACCCCUACUGCUGUGACUGCGUCUGAGCCUGAAAUAAGCUUCUAGGAAUAUUCUUUUUUUUUUGUUUUAUCAUAUUUCUGUGAUACAGACCCACUGGGAGCAUAGCCAUAAGUCCUUUGAAGGGUUUGCCUAAGUUUGGGGAAAAUUGGUGGUUUAUUUUUAGCCUCAAGGAAUAUACAUUGUUUUUUGUUUAAUCAUAUUUCUGUGUGAUAGAGACUCACUGGGAGCAUAGCCAUAAGUCCUUGGAAGGGUUUGGCGAAGUUUGGGAAAAAUUGGUGGUUUAUUUUUUUUUUGGUGAAUAUUUUCUCAAAAUAAGUGAAAAAUUAUACUGUUUUACUUUUUUUUUCCAUAUUUACCUUACAUACCUAAUUUAUAGUCAUUAAGAGUUACUUAUAGUUUCAUUAACAUUAACAUGCCUUAAAUUUAGUGUGUACAUGAUUGCUUUAUUAAAUUUGCAUAUUUACUCCUAGUCGGGUAUAAUAUACCCAUGUUUAGUGGUUCUGUUACAAGAAUUAAUGUUUAGUACUGCCGGGUUAAUCUAUUUUAUCUACUUUCGAACACACCUCACUACCACCUGUCAGCCUCGUCCAUGUAGCUAUCCAGUUUACUCUUAAGACAAGCUAUCGUCCCUGCACUAACUAUGUGAUUGCUGAGUCUAUUCCAUUCCCCCACCACCCUAUUACUAAACCAAUGCUUGCCUAUUUCCCUCCUAAAUCUAUACUUUUCUAAUUUAAAUCCACUACUGUGUGUUCUAUCCUGCUGGCUAAUUCUCAGUACUUGUAUUGCCUUUGUUGUAACCCUUGACCCAUUUGAAUACUUAUAUUAUAUUAUGUGUGUGAAGCAAAAGUGAUUAAUAUGGAGGAAACAAUUACAAGCCAUAAACCAACAACAAAAGUCUGUGACCAGGAAGUUAAUAGUGUGAGGGACAAGACAGAACCAGGGUUAAGUGACUCAUUCCUUAGAGAAGUGAGAGACAUGAGGGAUAGAGAAAACAACAUUGUCAUAUAUGGUGUACCUGAGUCUGUAUCUACAGUGAAUAGUGAAAAGAUUGACCAUGACCGGAGAUAUGUAAAAGAUAUGAUGCAGGCGUGUGGCGUGGAAGUGUUAGUAAACACGGUUCCCCGUGUGUUCAGAUUGGGAACAUCUAGUGCCAAACCUCAGCCUCUUCUUGUGAAACAAACAGACACUGAAGCUAAGAAAACUUUAUUCAAAACAUCAAAAACUUGCGUGCCAGCCCUUUGUAUAAAUCAGUGAGGGUUACCCAUGACCUUACUAAGAGAGAGAGAGAUCACGAGGCAGCCUUAUGGAAUGAGGCAAAAAACCUGUACACUGCAGGGAAAGGGAAACAUAUAGUGGUUGGGCCACCAUGGCACAGAAGGAUUGUGAAAGUAAGGGGAUACCAAAAUCCAGCGGAGACCGAGAACUCAGCCUCCUCAAACACGGCCUAAAUAUACUACCAAAGGACAAUAGUACACUAAGUUCAGUAGACAUUAAGGAUAUUCUCAUUAUGUUUAGUAACGUAGAUAUUUUUAGUUUAGAUAAGAGGCUUGAAUUAAAAUGCAGACUGGGGAAAAUGGAGAGAACACCUCAGGUAAUAGCCCUCCAAGAAGUUAAACCAAAACACUACAGGUAUGACAGAACUACUGCUGAAUACUCUCUGGAAGGAUAUGAUAUCAUUGAACAAAAUUUACACAAUGAAAUAGGGAGGGGCUUAAUUAUAUAUAUCAAGAGGGGCAUGAAAUAUAAUACAGUUGAAUUGAAGGUCAAUUAUAAUGAAUACUGUGGCAUUGAAAUGGUAUGCUGUGGUGCAAAAUUAUUGAUUAUGUCUGUCUAUAGAAGUCCAAACAGUGACAUGGACAAUAACAAUAGUUUGCUCCAGCUGAUGAAGGAAGUAAGUGAUAGCAGCGUGCAAUAUAAAGUAUUAAUAGGGGACUUUAAUCUUCCUCAAGUCAAAUGGAACAACUACACCACAGAAACUGGAGCAACAGAAUUUAGCACACUGUUUGUUGAAAAGGUACGUGAUUGUUUUUUCACCCAACAUGUUGAGGACGUAACACGGAUAAGAGGAGGCAACACAGGCAAUACACUUGAUUUGAUAUUCAGCAAUGAUGACUCAAUAGUAGAUGAUAUUGUGUUAGAUACACCGCUUGGAAAAAGUGACCAUGCUUGCAUUACUUUUGCUGUAGCCACACACGAACUAGAGGACAGAAGUAAGAGACAAGUGUACAUGUACGAGAAGGCAGACUAUCAACUUAUGAAAAAUCGUCUCAAUAUAGAUUGGGAAGAGUUUUUGUCACAGGAAAUAACCGUCGAUUACAAAUGGAAGAAAUUUAUUAACAAAUUGCAGGAGGUUGUGGAAGAGUGUGUACCUAAGAAACAUAUUGGAGAUAUAGAAAAGAUGAGGAAAAGAACAAACGAGUCAUUGCCAAUGAGUGACAAGCUGUGGUCAAAAAUAAAGAGAAAACAACGGUUAUGGGAAAUGCUAAAGAAAAAAAGACAGGAAAACAACACAACUAUGGCAGUGGAUAUUGAGAAGGAGUACAGAAGAAUAAACAAUCAGGUUAGACACCAAACAAGAAAUGCUGUGAAACUCAAAGAAAGAGAAAUAGCGAAGAAUAUUAAAGAGAACCCCAAAAUCUUCUGGAAAUAUGUGAUGUCCAAGACAAGAACCAAAUCACGGAUUGGAGACUUAUAUAAGGAUGAGGAGAAAAUUGAAAAAGCAACAAGUGAUAAAGAAAAGGCAGAUAUAUUAUCUGAACAGUUUGCUGGGGUUUUUAUUAAUGAACCUGAUGGAAACUUACCAGUAGCUGACAUCAAAGAGGCCCCAAGAUUUGAUAAUGUGGAAAUAACACAGGAUAAAAUAAGGAAGGUAAUAGAAAACCUUAAAAGAAACAAGUCACCUGGACCUGACGGGAUACACCCUAGGAUCAUAAAGGAAUUGAAGGAGACACUGCUGGAGCCUUUGAGGAUACUAUACAGCAGUUCAUUGCAGGAUGGUGUGGUACCAGAAGACUGGAGGGUAGCUCACAUCACAGCCAUUUUUAAAAAGGGGAAUAAAUGUGAUCCAGGCAACUAUAGGCCGGUCAGCCUUACUAGUAUAUUCUGCAAGAUGAUGGAGUCACUUUUGAGAGAGGAAAUUAUUGCACACAUGAAAAUGAACAAUCUCUUUAGUAAUAAGCAAUUUGGCUUCAUCUCGGGCAGAUCGACGGUGCUGCAACUUAUCAAAGUGCUUGACGCAUGGACUGAGGCUCUUGACGAGGGGCUGGCUGUGGAUGUGGUUUACCUGGAUUUCAUGAAGGCCUUUGACAGAGUCCCACAUAAGAGAUUAAUGAAGAAAGUCUCCAGCUAUAGAGUGGAAGGCAAGGUGCUCAGAUGGAUUCAUAGUUUUUUGACUGGUCGGAAGCAGAGGGUCCUGGUCAAUGGCGAGGCAUCAGCAUGGAAGGACGUGACAAGUGGAGUGCCACAGGGCUCGGUGCUGGGUUCUUUGCUAUUUGUAAUGUUUAUAAAUGACCUGCCGGAUUCAGUCAAACAUGACAGCCAAGUGUUCCUGUAUGCAGACAACACUAAGAUUUUUAGAAAGAUAAAGGAAAGGGAAGAUUGUGACAAGCUGCAAGAGGACCUAGAUGAGCUCAGAGGAUGGACAGAAAAUUGGCUCAUGAAUUUUCACCCAGACAAAAGUAAACACAUGAGGAUUGGGCAAUCAGAAAUUGAGGACAAAGUUUAUAAUAUGUACAGUAAAAUCAAUAAGACCAGGGUAGAAAAGGACAUAGGUGUGGUCAUUGAUAACAAGCUCAUGUUCUCAGACCACCUGGCCGAAAAAAUUAACAAGGCGAAUAAGAUUGUGGGGCUGAUAAGAAGAACUUUUAUUCACCUUGACCCUGCAGUAUUCAAGACACUCUACACUGCAUUGGUAAGACCCCAUUUAGAAUAUGCCAACCAGGUAUGGAGUCCACACCUGGUGAAGGAUGUUGAGGCUGUGGAGAACAUGCAGCGAAGAGCAACGAAGCUGGUGCCUUGCCUGAAAGACCUGCCAUAUGGAGAGAGACUGAGACAGCUUGAGUUGCCCACACUGGCAUAUAGAAGAUCCCGGGGAGACCAAAUUGAAACUUUUAAAAUUGUAACCAGGAAAUAUGAUAUAGAUUGUACAGAGGGACUUUUUGAUUUAAGGGAAGAUAGCACCACACGGGGAAACUCUAAGAAAAUCUUUAAACCAAGAGCUAGGCUGAAUGUUCGGAAGUUUUCAUUCCCCAACCGGGUGGUUAAUACCUGGAACAGUUUGCCAGAGUGGGUAGUGAACGCUGACUCAGUAGAGAGUUUUGAGGCAAAACUCGAUAAAUUUUGGAAAAAUCAAGAACAAAAAUUUUCAUAUGGAGCACAAAUAGUCACCACGCGCAGCCCACACAGUGUUCAGGCUGCUGAACUGGAGCCACAGGCCACUUAAGGCCUCUUCCAGGGAAUCUUCUCUGAAUUGGGCGACUAUGACCCUCGGAGACACUUGCCAGGUUAUGGAUUGGAGUUUCGCUUCGUCAAGACCCAGACCGUGGCCUUGGAAAAUAGAAUCGCUGACCUCCACAUGAAGCUGAUGUGGAGCGAGAGAACGCAACACCUCUGGCCCUCCCUGGUGGCGGUGGCGGGCAAGACCAAGACCAAGAGUUCCCUGAGCAAGCCUGGCCUGAGGAACAUUGCCUUGGUGUAUGGGGUGAUCUUCCUUAUGACCUGGGAUGCAGUGACCUGACACGGCGGACACUAUAGUGUGUGUUGAUGCUGGGACCAAGAAGAAGAAGAGGAUGAUGAUAAAGGCAACAGGAAGAUCAGAAGAGGAGGAGGAGGAGGAAUGGAAGAAGAAGAACAAUGGGAAGAGGAAGAGUGAAAGAAGACCAAGAGGAGGAGGAGGAAGAAGAAGAGAACACACACACAGGCACAUAUGACAAACACUUUUUAUAUUUUUCAUUUUUAUUAGUGCAUAUUACAUUAUAUACAUAUUAUACAACAUUUGAAUAACUAUAUAUGUUAGAUCAUAGAGAGAAAGAGACUUGGGUGUCACCUGAUGCGGGGCGUGGCGAGAGGAAGCAGGUCGACCGGUCGCUACGGGGUCACGGGCGAAACACACACACACACACACACACACACACACACACACACUCUCUCUCUCUCUCUCUCUCUCUCUCUCUCUCUCUCUCUCUCUCUCACUUCACAGAUCACAAGACCCCACAGAUGUACCCCCCACAGUAUGUUGACAACCCCCCAGACACAUACCCCCUCAGACACAUGAAGGACCCCCCCUAGCCAACAUAGUGCCCACAUAGCCUUAUCAAUGUUACUCUGUGUAUGUGUGUGUAUUUUCUAUUAAUUAAAAAGUUGAUUUGUAA